AUGGUAGAGGUGCAACAGCUGCGGGUGCAGAAGGAGGUGGACUCCAUGGUGAAGAGACUGGAGCGUCCAACAUCUGGAAGAUGCAGAGUGUAUUUCCGGUGCAGUGCCAGCUGCUGUGGGGACACCCAGGUGCACCGGUGCAUUGAGCGCUGCCAUGCACUGCUGGCCCAAGCCCAGGCCCUGGCAAUGGGGGAGCUGGAGAAGUUCCAGGACUGCCUGGCCCAGUACACCAUGCAUUGCAACGACAAAGUCAAAGAUUCACUGGAUGCAGGGAGUAAAGAGCUUCAAGUGAAAAGACGGCUGGAGAAUUGUGUGACCAAGUGUGUGGAUGACCACAUACAUCUCAUCCCAACCAUGACCAAGAAGAUGAAAGAGUCUCUCUCAUUCACUGAAAACCAGAAGUCUGUGCCUCAGACCCUGGAGAAUAAGGGCAAGAGUCUCUUUGAAAGAGAAAAAUGGGAAUAUUCCUACAGCAAAAUUUUGUAA
Messenger RNA from Sorex fumeus (smoky shrew), 486 nucleotides. RefSeq names its product protein FAM136A-like. NCBI's taxonomy places the organism in Eukaryota, Metazoa, Chordata, Mammalia, Eulipotyphla, Soricidae. Gene Ontology annotation, cellular component: cytoplasm. The transcript is spliced from 2 exons. The coding region runs from base 1 to 486 and encodes 161 amino acids. The record is from RefSeq and is a predicted model, not a curated record.